AUGAGUACACUCACCGACCGUCUACUUCGCUCGGUCGACAUCGACGAGGACGGCGACGUCUUCGUUGGCAGCGGCGACUCGAACGAUGGCUCCGGGAGCGGAAGCGAGUACGUCAUCAGCAUCGCUAGUGAGAGCAGCGCCGAGACCUCGGCGCCCUCGAGGUCUUCCCAGCUCCAGGUCUUGCUUGACGCUACUUCAAACGACGUCCCUACUACGUCCAGCUCUGCUCCUGCUGCUACUUCACAGCGUAUUGUGGGCUCUGCAUGGCUCCUAUCAGCUCCAGUCAAUUUAAUUGAAGACAGUGACGAUGAUGACGUGCAGAUACUGACGGCCACGGAAGCUGCAGUGGCACUAGCAGCCGCAGCUCGACGAGCUGGAGACGGCUCAGCCACGUCUCGGAAGCGCAAGCGCUCGGUUAUUGAGACAAGACCAGAGCCUACCGAGUGCACCAUCUGCUGUGAAGUCUGUACCGUUGUAGGUCGCCAUCGGCUCGUGGCUCUCAAGUGCGGCCAUUUGUUUGGCAAACGAUGCAUCGAGCGCUGGAUCAAGGCGAGACACACGUGUCCGAACUGCAGUGCUGUCGUGCAAAGCACGGACGUUUGUCUCUUGUUUUCAAAUCAUGUGGCAGUUGUGGACAAUGCUGGGCUGGAAGACAUGACGAAAAAGUAUCAGGAGGAGAAACAAAAGAGCAAGAAGCUGGAGCAGGAUAUGGUGGUUGUGAAAGCACAACUAGAAAAGAAGACGAACGAGACGAGGUGGCUGCAGACGGUGCUGGAUGGAUAUCAACGAGACGCUGCAGGCAUGCGGUGCACUUGUGCGGUAAAGCAAAACCAGGUUGCUGGUGCUGCUUUAGCGGAAGUUGGCAAAUGCGUAGGUUCUCCUGUUUCUACAACGGCAGCUGCUCGUGUCAUGCCGUCUCGAAGCACUUUGGAAGAGGCAGCAACUUGUGUGUUGAGCAACUCGCGACAGCCUGUAGUAUCCACCUCACAGACUCUUGCGGAGGAUACAUUGGUUCAUGCCGUGCAAAAGUACAAGCCGAUAUUUGACGUGCCCUUGUCAAGGGCACGUGUGUUUAGUAUCGCUCGGGCGUGCUCAUUUCUGUACGUCGGUGAAAAGCUUGGCGAUGAUUCGUACGGUGUAAUAAAGAUUGUGGCGCAAGAUCCAAGAUGCAGAGUACAAGUACCUGUGCACAGCUCUGCCAUUCGCGAUAUUUGUAUCCACCCGAUGACUGGCAGUGCUAUUACCGUAGCGUUCGACGGCAAACUAGCUGUGACGAGUCUUGAGCAAAAGAAGGCAGUGCUGGAGAUUGCCUUCCCUGCAACCCAACGGCUGGGUUGGUCGUGCAGCUCUAGUGAGCGAGAUCCCAACGCCAUUUACUGUGGAUUUCAGAACGGUACCGUAGCCAAGUACGACAUGCGAAGGCCGAUAGCAGGAGAGAAAGGUAUUGUGAAAUCAUUUUCGCUUCCGGAACGGCAGCCCGUACACUCGAUCAAGUUAUUCGAAAGCAACAACGAGGGACGUCCGACUGAGGGUCUUGCAGCGGCUACAUUUCGUGGAGUGUCUGUGUGGAAAGACGUUGCAGAUACCGUGACUGGAGCUGGUCAGUCGAUCGACAAUAGUUCUGUUGGAGCCACAAUUACUUGUCACACACUGAGAGGCCAUGCGUGCUAUUCGCUUGUAUCGAACCAGCUCCAUUCGAACCAAAUGGUGGUGUCGUCACGUUCUACAUCGACAAUGCACAGUGUGUUCGACUUCAGUACCAUUCAGAGCGGACAGCUUGCGCCGAGAACCGAGUUUGCUGGUCAUAAUUCAGUCGCUGCGUUGUCUCGAUCAGCAAUAUGGUCUGAACGCAAUGGCUCCUCUGUGGUGGCUUCGUGGUCGCGUGAUAUCGAGCGCAUUUCGUUGUGGGACGUAGCUUCUCAUCGCGAGGUAUACGGUCCAGAGUCUACGGCCGUGAGUGUGGCUAGCGCAGCCCUCCCAGUGGUGGACAUUCAACACGCCGUAGCUAGCGGCAACUGGAGUUCUGGUCUUGCUCUGUUCGGGACAAUGACUUCUCGGCGAUUGUGCGUGUAUCGCUCUGGCGGGUGA
This is a messenger RNA of Peronospora matthiolae, 2088 nucleotides long. The record is from the annotation of a GenBank genome assembly. NCBI's taxonomy places the organism in Eukaryota, Oomycota, Peronosporomycetes, Peronosporales, Peronosporaceae.